This is a messenger RNA of Peronospora belbahrii, 735 nucleotides long. The record is from the annotation of a GenBank genome assembly. NCBI's taxonomy places the organism in Eukaryota, Oomycota, Peronosporomycetes, Peronosporales, Peronosporaceae.
AUGGUUCGGAAGUUGUUCUCGCUGAUCCUUGCAGCUACUUUUACUGUUGCUACAGAGGAAGUAGCAAGCGCAACUGUAGAUUCGAUAGCACCACUACACGCGACGCAAAACCUUGAUAUAGAAGAAGAGGAGAGGAAGGCUGCUGAAGCGGUCAAGGCAUUGAAGAUUGAGAAAGUUAUGAAGGAAUACGAGAAACAAGUUAGUGCCAGUAGCGACACGAACGAACUUGACGAGGACGGUAUCUUGGAGAUUCUUGAGAAGAUGUUGGACAAAGAUAUUAAUGUAUUAAGUAAAUUGGAGGAUAAGAAGAAGAAGAAGACGAAUAAGAUGGCGGAUCUACUUGCACUCAGUGGUGACGACAUUGUCUUUGAGACGCUACAACAGAUGAACGGGGACGAGUUCAAGAAAUUAUUUGAGGCAGCGUUGGAUGGUGCGUUGCUGUCGAUCGAGAGCGUACUGCAAGAGGUGUCACCUAAUGCGUUGGAGGACCUGCGCAAGACGGUGCGACAGCUCAAGGCAUUCGAUGAUUAUACGUCCUACACAUUUCAAAGUCUGAAUGAGUCACAGCUGGCAACUAUUCGAUCCAACUUUGCCAAGCAUCGCUUUGACGAGAUGCAUCAGACGUUCGAGCUGCUUCUGAGUGCGAGCAACUCGCGUGACCGACAGAUUGCAUUUGAAACCGCAAUCUUUUUGUUCCAACUAGCUGAUGACGAGGCGAAUACGCUAACUGAAUAA